Molecule: messenger RNA, 1383 nt
Organism: Mesorhabditis belari
Lineage: Eukaryota; Metazoa; Nematoda; Chromadorea; Rhabditida; Rhabditidae
Source: the annotation of a GenBank genome assembly
AUGCGGCAACUCGUUUACUUUGUUGCUUUGAUUUCCCUUUUGUAUGCGAAUGUUCAAGUUUUGCAUAAAGCUCGCAUCACCGAUCUCCAAGAGCCAGCAAAAGUUCAUCCAGCUGUAAGGGCUUUCACAACAGGCACAAAGUUCAUCUUUGCUGUCACGAAUUCUCAUUUGAAUGAUGGGGACAACACGUACACGGAGAACAUCACACUGAUUAUUACAAAUUACGAUUCGACAAAGCCAGCCACUGUCACCGUGAGCACCCCAUCCGCCCUCUUCUCCACUGCCACUUUCACCGUUCCUCCACUCCAAAAUUCUCUCUUCAAUCUUCCACCAGAGAUCCAGACAAACUAUCGAGAUCAACACGUUGGUUACUUUCAAACUACGAAUCGGAGUAUCACGGUUGUUGCUGACACAACGGUGACUGUCGUCGUUCGAAAUGCGCACUCAGAUGGUGUCUCUGAGGAUAUGUAUACAGUCUAUCCGGUGUGCUCUCUUGGCACCAGUUAUCGUUCAGUUGGUGAUGAUGCAGCGAGAAAUAACAUGAGAUCGACGAAUAUCUGGUCAGUGGUCGCUACACAAGAUGGGACACAAGUGACCACCUUCCCUCCACUCACAAAUCCCGCAACAGUCACCAUCAACGCCGGUCAAGUGCUGACUAUUGCUGUCAAUGUUAUCCCGUUAACAAACUAUCAGAUUACCACUAAUUUCCCUGUCGCCGUGAUCUCGGGCGCUGUUUGUGGUUUUGGCUAUUGGAAUCCACUGAUUUGCAACUACGAGGCAAUUAUGCUGUUCCCAAUUCAAGACUCGGGUCUACUCUUCCCAUACACUCAAUUUAUUUCCGAGGAUCGCGGUGAGGUCAUGCUUUUUUCACAGUCACAAAACACAACGGUUUAUGUCAAUGGAGUUGCUCAAGGCACGCUUGCUGGAGCUCAAGCCUAUUACAUUUUCUCGAUUCUUGGUUCGGCCAUGAUCACAACGAGCAAUCCUUCGUAUGCUGUGGCGGUGUCAUCUAUUCGAACUGAUGGUCAAGGCUCUCCUUUCCUCGUUCACAUUCCCUCCGUUUCACAAUUCACAAAUCAAACCUACAUCCAGGUGACAACUGGUUUAACAGGUAGAUCCCCAGCUUCUCACUAUAUUCGUUUACAAACCGAUCUCCCUUCAACUGGAAAGUUGACUGUUGACAAUUGGGUGGUGAGCCCACUUUUCUACCAAAGACAAGGCAAAUCAACCUAUUACGUGGCCGAUUUCCCCGUUCAACCCGGCACUCACGUCAUUCAGUCGACUGAUCCAAACGUGAAAUACGCGGCAACGGUUUAUGGACAUGCCGCAUUCACCGCUUAUGGAUACACGCCUGGAAUCGAUAUCCCAACCACUGGAACAUGC